Drosophila suzukii is the source of this 1965-nucleotide messenger RNA. It is a transcript of the gene spartin, whose product is annotated as spartin. The record is from RefSeq and is a predicted model, not a curated record. Gene Ontology annotation, biological process: negative regulation of BMP signaling pathway; cell division. NCBI's taxonomy places the organism in Eukaryota, Metazoa, Arthropoda, Insecta, Diptera, Drosophilidae. Gene Ontology annotation, cellular component: plasma membrane.
UAAACAGCUGAUGCAAUAAUAAGCCAACCAAAACAAAAAUGCAAAAAUCUCAAAACAUUCCAAUACUCGAAUAGAAACACACACGUUUUGACAAGUUAUUAACGAAUAUAAGUUUCCGUAAAGAUAUAAAACCGGAUGUUCGACUUAAUACGUAGGUCUGGCAAUCGUCAAAUCGAAGACCAUGAGUUUUGAUGGCAUAGUGAUGACUUAGAGGGCAAAGUGCACUCUGAUCCGUAUCAUUCGCACCGACCUUCGCAGCGAAUCUCAGUCUGACUAAACCCAAAGAUAUUAAAAGCCGUAAUGGCGGAGGAGAACGAGUUCCUGAACGCCUACGCCGGCAUUAAAGCAGCGUACCAAGCAGCCAUGACUCAAGUGGAGCUGGCCAUUAACCACGAGGAGCAGGAAUCCAAAGGACAGGCGAUUGAGGCUUACGAACUCGCCCUGAAAAUGAUAGAUGACACCUUCGUAAUUCCAGUAGGUCUUCCCGAUGAGAUUGAUGCCGUGCAGACCGAGUGGAACGAUGCCUGUGUGCUGAUCCAAAAACUGAAGAGCGCCAAAACGGAAGUCAGCUACCGUCUAAAGGUUUUGCGGUCCCAGAACCAACCUGUGGACGAUACAGCUCUGGAGGCCAUUGAGGGAAGCCGAUCUGAGAUGGAUGGUAACAGGCCAUUGCUGGCAGAAAACCCCUCCACGCACUACGAUGUAUCCAAUGCUAGUGGAAGACCAAAAACUUACAGGGAACUAGCUGUCGGGUUGAGGGAGCUUUUGGCUGUUUCGGACUCGCAUGCCUUGCUGGAUGAGCUUUUCCGUGCCCAGGUGAAAAUGUACCGGAUUGAAGCCAAUGGAACAGUUAAUUCUAUUAAUGGAUCGUCCACUAUGUCGUUGGUCAUGUGCACCGUCGGUGGUGAAUGGAAGUUCCUCAGUGGUAUUUGCUUCAUUCAGUGCUCCAUGCCUAAUGAGGAGACUGGCAUGAUUUGGCUGUACCCCCUGGUUCCCUCGAUCACAAACUGCUAUCGCACAGAGUAUGGAGCCAUCAUCCUUCCUGAUAUGGAGUGCCAGCAGCCGGGAAAUGCGUUUGGCUUAAUCCUAACGAAGGAAGGCCAGCCUUCGUUGAGUUCGGAGGAAGAAUUGCAAGACCUGCAGCAGUUCUUCCUGGACUUGUUGGAGGCUGUACUCGCUGGUACGGUGGAGCAGUUGAAGUCGCCGACCUCCCAACGUGCUGGCUUAGCUUCAGAUACUGUUUCCGGGUCGGAGCAGGUCUCCAGACACAUUGUGAGUGCGGCCGAUUUCAUUGCUCGUAACAUGGUGAAGGGCGCCGAAAAGACAGGAGGUCUUAUGCUCAGAAGUACGCCGUAUCUUAUUUCCAAGAUGUCGCCCGCCUCGGCCGACGCUCCCACUCAGGUGCCCAGCUCUGUGCAGACUUCCGUGGAGGUGGCCCAAAAAGUGACCCAUGCUGCGGCCGGGAUGACAGGGUGGAUAGCUGGAAAGGUGGGCUCUGCGUCAAUGGCAGUGGGUCGCUACUUGGCUCCUCACAUCCAGGAGCAGGGGUCUAAGUUAUUGCAGAAGGGAUUCGGCUACGACAGCAACGAAGCGAAUAGCACCAUGGACGGAGCCUUGACUAUCGCAGCUGGAGCCGUUGAAGGUGUCAGCACCGUAUUCGAUGGCCUUGAGACGUCUGCCAAGAUCCUCGGGUGCAGUCUCAGCCAAAACUCGGUCAAGAUAAUUGAACACAAAUACGGUCAGCCGGCAGGAAAUCUAGCCAGUGGAACUUUUGACACGGUGGGCAAUGUUUUUGUGGUUAGCCAAAACGUGAACUACAUAACUCCAAAGGGCAUUGCCAAGAAAAUGGUCAAACGAACUGGAGAAGCCGUGGUGAGCGACUACAAAAGAGACUUACGCAAAUCGGAAUCUCAUUAUAUAAAUGCCGGUGCUCUCUAUCCGGAUCUUCGGGCUUUGAAGGAAUGA